Messenger RNA from Mizuhopecten yessoensis (Yesso scallop), 687 nucleotides. Its product is annotated as mammalian ependymin-related protein 1-like. Gene Ontology annotation, biological process: cell-matrix adhesion. The coding region runs from base 57 to 635 and encodes 192 amino acids. NCBI's taxonomy places the organism in Eukaryota, Metazoa, Mollusca, Bivalvia, Pectinida, Pectinidae. Gene Ontology annotation, cellular component: lysosome; extracellular region. The record is from RefSeq and is a predicted model, not a curated record. Gene Ontology annotation, molecular function: calcium ion binding. The transcript is spliced from 6 exons.
AAUAAAGGUCGCGAUAAGACAGUGUCCAUUGUCACUUCGGUCAAGAACAAUUCACGAUGAAGGUCGCCCUAGUCCUGUGCGUUGCUGUCAGCGCUGUGCUGGCUCAAGUCCCUGCACCUUGUCAAUCACCUCCACAAUGGGAAGGAAGGGAAGUAAGAGUUGAUUACAGUCAAAAGUACGAGGAAUAUCGCCGAAUCUUCUACGAUGAGACCAACAAACGCGUGCGCACCAUUGCGGAAGUGGAGUUCAAUAGCACUAAGGAAUUCUACGAUAUCCUUGACCUCUAUUCCACGAACCAGCGAUUCAGCAUCAAUAUGAGAACCCGUCAGUGCAAUGUGACCAUGCCCGACAGGCCUUUCCAUUACCGAGGUGUCCAUCCUAACGCCAAAUUCGAACAGUUGUUGUCACUCGGGCUCACUGGAUACCCAGGAGAGAGCAUCCAACUGGCUAUCUUCUCAGCCAAUGAGACAGAGGAAUUUUACACAGGAACGGUUGCUUAUCCAGCAUGUAUCCCAGUCACAAACAUUCACAUCACAAAGAAAUAUGGUUUUGAACACUCAGAUUAUUUCGACAUCACCGCCGGAAUUUCCGACCCGAUGGCUUUCGUACCUCCAUCAGAGUGCAUAAAAUCAUAGAAACUAGGUUUAUGUUAUCGCAUUUAUCAAUUAAAACUUAAAAUAUGACUGA